Molecule: messenger RNA, 1932 nt
Organism: Ostreococcus lucimarinus CCE9901
Lineage: Eukaryota; Viridiplantae; Chlorophyta; Mamiellophyceae; Mamiellales; Bathycoccaceae
Exons: 1
Coding region: 1-1932 (643 amino acids)
Source: RefSeq, a predicted model, not a curated record
AUGCGCGCGACGAGCGAUGCGACGCGCGCGAGCCUGCGACCGGUGCAGGCGCCGCGCGGGGCGAAGAGGAUCGACAUCGACCCUCUCGGGACGCCGAAAGAAUUACUGAACGACGCGCGCGCGCUGGGAUUCGCGGACCCGACGCUGCCGAGACACAUCGUGACCGUCGCGCUGGUGACGACGCCGGAGUGCGCGAUCGAGCUCAGGACGGCGGCGAGCGAGGUGUUCGUGCAGGAUAAAUUCGGCGCGCUGCGGAUGCUGAAGCCGCGGGCGAAGGCGUUUCUGAAGCGAGGCGAGGUGCUGUUUUUCGCGUGGAGCAAGGCGCGAGGGACGAGGUUCGGGUACGUGUUGGACGUCGGGGACGGCGGAGGCGAGGACGACGGCGCGAAAGGGGCGGGAGGAGGACGCGGAGCGGCGGAGGUGAUCGAUAUCGCGAGCGAGGAGGACGCGAGCGGGACGCCGAGACGGCGGCGAGAAGACGGGGCGAACGAACGAGCGGAGGAGGCGGCGGCGGCGGCGACGAGAAAGACGCGACGUGAGAGUAGCGUGCACGGGAAGACGUCGCCGUCGUCGACGACGACGACGACGACGAGCGAGGGAACGAGGCGAAGCGCGAGGAACGCGAGAAAGGCGAGCGCGCCCGAGGCGAGCGCAAAGGACGAGAACGUCGACGACGAAGACGGCGACGAGGUAGAAGACGAUGUCAUCGAGGUAGAGAAUGACGAUUGGACGCACGCUAAGCGGCGACGCGAAGAGGGGAGCCCGGCGACGGCGUCGUCUUCGCAGGCGGCGAGACAGUCGCGAUCGAACAAGGACUGCCCGAUCAAUUGGGCUCGAGCCCGAGGGUACGGUAAGCCGAACCUUCCUCCGCGCGAAGCGGAGACGUGUCCGCACGACUACGCCGAACCGCCUCGCCGCGAAGAGCCGUCCAUGUGGGGGGGGCAACAGGGACGCGAGGAGGCUCGCCAACAAGCGGAGGCGGCGCGAAUACCGCCGUGUCCACCGGAGGGAUUACCCGACGAUCCUACGGAGUUGCAAAACGCGAGAACUGCGCUGAAACAAGCGCAUAGACAACUCGUCUCCGCGCUGAACACGGAGGUGGCGAUGCGACAAACACUCGCGCAGUGCCAGCUCGAUUUCCAACGCACGAUGCGCGGAGGAGCAGAUUACGCGCUCCGCCAAUGGCACAAAGAUAACUUGCAAAUGGUCGCGGGGAAGUACCAGCAAAGUCAAUUCGCCGCCGCCGCAGCGCGUAGUUCGUAUCAACAUGCGUUGAAACUGUUUCACCGCACAGUGGAACGGUGCGAGGGAUUGCGAACAGGCGCCGACGCCUCAGCGUCGCCGGCGGCGUCGCCGAUGUCGAAGCAGAGACAAAAACCUGAGGAACCGACCGCGAGUGCGGCGACGAAAAGUCGUUUUGAUGCGGAGUGCGAGGCAUGGGACACUUUGCUCAGUGUUGAUCCCACGAAAAUGUCUAUCAAGGACCUGCGAAGGUGCGCGACGGAUGUGGGUAUCGACGUCUCGACACUCGUCGAACGAGAGGAUUACGUCAACGCGCUCACGAAAAAGCGCGACACCGGUCAAGCCGCCUUCAACGAGAAGAAGCGUAAGCGCGAUGAAGAGCGUGCGGCGGUCGAAGCGAAACAAAGAGCAAAGAAGGCGAGCGAAGAGGAGGAUCACGCCAAACGUGCAGCCGUCCAUCAAGUCUCCAUCUGGGCCAUGCACGCGGACCUCCGUCUGUUCCUCUACCGCUGCGGCGUGAGCAUCGACCAACACGGUCGAUCAACCAAGCGUUUGCUCCAAAAGAGCUACCGCCAGGCGAUGUUAAAGUUUCACCCAGACCGCGCGCGACAAAAAUCGAUUCGCGAGCAGGCGUUGGCGAACGAGGUCACCAAGUGGCUCACCCACGCCUGGCAGCAGCUCCCCCCGUGA